Scaptodrosophila lebanonensis is the source of this 1153-nucleotide messenger RNA. RefSeq names its product glutaminyl-peptide cyclotransferase. Bases 55 to 1080 code for a protein of 341 amino acids. Lineage: Eukaryota; Metazoa; Arthropoda; Insecta; Diptera; Drosophilidae. The transcript has 6 exons. The record is from RefSeq and is a predicted model, not a curated record. Gene Ontology annotation, molecular function: glutaminyl-peptide cyclotransferase activity; zinc ion binding.
GCAUAUAACAUACUCAUUGCUUCACCAGAUAUCGACGCAUUCAGUCCACAAACAAUGCCGUCGAAGUCGCUGUUACUGCUGCUGCUGUCAAGCCUACUCUUUAUUUGGCUGAUAGUUGGCGCUGAUUCCGUUCAGUCAAACUUACAGCCCCAUUGGAGCGACGAUGAGAGCCAUUUUAAUAGAACACUGAGCAAUAUUUUGGUCCCACGCGUCGUUGGCAGCCAGGGCCACCAGCAGGUCCGUAAUUACCUCAUACAGACGCUUAGCGACCUUGGUUUCAAAACGGACGUAGACGAAUUCAAGCAACGAGUUCCAAUUUUUGGGGACCUCACCUUCACCAAUGUGCUGGGCUGCAUCAAUCCGCAGGCGAAGAAUUUUCUGGCGCUCUCAUGUCACUAUGACAGCAAAUACUUCCCCAACGAUCCUGGUUUUGUGGGUGCUACAGAUUCGGCUGUUCCCUGUGCUAUUUUAUUAAACACGGCCAAAACCUUGAACAGCUAUUUGACGGCACAAUUUCAAAAUCGCACCGAUCUGGGUUUGAUGCUGAUAUUUUUUGAUGGCGAGGAAGCUUUCAAAGAUUGGACUAACAGUGACUCAGUGUAUGGCUCGAGGCAUUUGGCUACCAAACUGGCACGCUCGCGCACCGGUCCAAGUGUUGGCGGACAAACUCCUCGCACCAUAGAUCGCAUCGAAGUGCUCGUGCUGUUGGAUUUAAUAGGCGCACCCAAUCCGAAAUUCAGCAGUUUCUAUGAGAACACACACGCACUGCACCGUAGUCUGGUGGAGAUUGAGCAAAGGCUGCGCUCUAGUGGUCAACUGGAGGGCAACAACAACAUGUUUCUGAACCGACCCUCGGGUGGCUUUGUUGAUGACGAUCAUCGUCCAUUUUUGGAGGAAAAUGUGCCCAUAUUGCACUUGAUUGCAACUCCGUUCCCAGACGUCUGGCAUACGCCUCGGGAUAAUGCCGCCAACUUGCAUUGGCCUAGCAUUCGCAAUUUUAACCGCAUUUUCCGCCUCUUUGUCUACGAGUACGUGCGUCUGCACAAACAACCUGUAAACUUACGUUACUAUCGGGCAUAGGCUUCAUUUCCUUGUGGCUUAAAUUUAUUGUAAUUGUAAAGUAUCUGUUUGUUAAUAAAAAUGUUCUAGCUAA